This is a messenger RNA of Arctia plantaginis, 312 nucleotides long. The record is from the annotation of a GenBank genome assembly. Lineage: Eukaryota; Metazoa; Arthropoda; Insecta; Lepidoptera; Erebidae.
AUGCCGGCAAAACUAAACGACACCAAAAUGGCUAAGUGUCGGCGAAGGCGGAAAAUGUGCAAAACGCGCUGCCGAAGCAAAACGGGUCGCUUUAAGCGCUGUCGUCGCGGCGACACGCGCUCUUACGUGCGCCAGCGCCGUUGCCGCAGUCGACGGCCCAAGCGGCGCAGACGUAGCUGCAGACGCAGGAGCAGCUGCAGACGCAGGAGCAGAGGGCGCAUGAUUUAUGGCUGCCGGUCCCGCUCGGGGUCGUACAAGCGCUGUCGACGUGGCGACCGCAGGUGGCCCCUCCGGCGCCGAUACCGCCCCUAG